AUGUCCCCAUAUCGAUUGGUGUAUGGGAAGGCGUGUCAUUUGCCGGUAGAGCUUGAACACAAAGCUUUUUGGGCUAUAAAGAAGCUGAACUUUGAUCUCCAAGCUGCUGGAGAAGCCCGCUUGUUGCAAUUAAAUGAGCUUGAAGAGAUGAGGUUUUUCUCCUAUGAAAAUGCCAAGUUGUACAAGGAGAAAACUAAGAGAUGGCAUGAUAAGAGAAUUCAACACCGAGUAUUUGAAGAAGGGCAGCAAGUUUUGUUAUUCAAUUCAAGGCUGAAGUUGUUUCCAGGAAAGUUAAAGUCUCGUUGGUCGGGACCAUUCACCAUUGUCAAGGUGUAUCCUUUUGGAGCUGUGGAUAUCAAGAAUGAACAGUCCGGAAGAGUAUUUAAAGUGAAUGGGCAGCGACUUAAACACUACAUCGGAGGGGAGGUUGAUCGAGCAAAGACCUCCAUCACAUUGGAAGAGGCUUGA
Molecule: messenger RNA, 468 nt
Organism: Cannabis sativa
Lineage: Eukaryota; Viridiplantae; Streptophyta; Magnoliopsida; Rosales; Cannabaceae
Exons: 1
Coding region: 1-468 (155 amino acids)
Source: RefSeq, a predicted model, not a curated record